CAUCAACAAUAUUUAUGUUUCAUGUUUAGCGCAUUCUGUAACUGUCAUGUCAGUUUGUGUCAGUUUCUGCAAGCCUCCAGUUUGACUUGCAGUUUGUUGCAGUUUACAAUUGCUCCAAGGCUCAAUGAGCUCUAAAAUAAGUGAUAAAGUGUAUUUUACCAAAACCAGUUAAAAAAAAUUAAGAGUCAAUAGAACGUAGAACUUUACUUUUCUAAAACUCUUUUUUUUUGACUUAGUGAAUUACACUAAAAUUAGUUCAGUGCAUCUAGGACUGUUUGGACAACUGAAUUUUAUUUUUUUGCUCAUUAUUUAUUAAGUUAUACAUAUUCUUUUAUUUAUUACUAAUUUAUUUAGUAUUAGUUUGUUAAAAAAUAUUGUAAAUUAAAUAUUCACGUUGUAAUUUUUGAUAGAACGCUAUUAUAAAUUAAUUUUGAUUGUCGGUGAUUUUUUGAGGUUAUGUGCGUGCUUGUGUAUAGCGUGUAGACAUAAUUAUUUACAAGCUUAAAAUAUAUAAUUAUUUAAUUAUUAAAUUGUUCAAGUGUUGGUGUAUAUUUAAUCACCAAAAAUAUAUUACAAAUACUUUGUUGAGUAAUAUUUUUAUUUCCUCAAAAAAAAAAAAAGACUCUGUUUUUGUUGAUUAAUCGUUAAUUUUACAUAUCAUUUUGUAAAGUUGUCCUAAGUAGCUCAUUAACUUUAAAAGAAAAUUUUUUAAUUUAUAAAAAUGGAUUUUGUAGAUCAUGAAGCUGAAGAGAGUGAGGAUGAACACGAAUUUAAUUCUAAAAAAAUUAAAAAAUCAAAAAUAAUGGAUGAAAGUGAAGAAGAGGAAGAUGAUGAUGAGGAUAAAAUUCGAGAAGAAUUAAAAGAUUUAAUUGAUGAUGCACCAAUUGAUGAGAGUGAAGGAGAUGACAGUGAUGCUUCUGAUGGUUCAAAAAAAAGAAAAAAGAGUGAUGAUGAUGAUGAUGAGGAUGAUGAUAGACUUGAAGAUGAUGAUUAUGAUCUUCUUGAAGAAAAUUUAGGCUUUACAGUUGAAAGGAAAAGAUUUAAGCGUUUGAAAAAAAUGCAAAAUCGUGAAUCUGAUGAUGAAGAAGAAGCUCAUAAUGGUGAUGAUCGUGAUGCAAUUGCAAAUGAGCUUUUUGAUGGUGAUGAAGAUGAACGUCAAAGUGUACGUAGUCAUCGACAAGAACCAGAAGUAUUUGAUGAAGAUGGAAGUGAAGGAGAUUAUUCAGAUGCUGAUGAUUUUAUUGUUGAUGAUGAGGGAAGACCAAUAGCUGAAAGAAGAAAGAAAAAAAAAGCAAUAUUUGCUGAUGCAGCAUUACAAGAAGCUCAAGAUAUAUUUGGUGUUGAUUUUGAUUUUGAUGAAUUUGACAAAUAUGGUGAAGAUGAUUAUGACGAAGAAGCUGAUGAAGAAGAAGAGGAUGAAUAUAUUGAAGAAGAUGGUGAACAUGAACGUGUUAGACGUCCUAAAAAACAACCGAAAAAAAAAUCAUCACGUAAAAGUAUAUUUGAUGUUUAUGAACCAAGUGAUUUAAAAAGAGGACAUUUUACUGAUUUAGAUAAUGAAAUACGUAUGAAAGAUGUACCAGAACGUAUGCAAUUACGUUCAAUGCCUGUAACAAAAGUUGACGAAGAUUCAGAUGAAUUAGAAUUAGAAUCUGAAUGGAUAUAUAAACAAGCAUUUGAAAAACCAACAAUAUCAAAUCAAGAUUCACAUUUAAAUAUUGAAGCUAAAGAUAGAGAUCGUAAAGGUCCACAAAUAAUUGGUAAAAUUAAAACAGCACUUGAUUUUAUGAGAAAUCAAGAUUUUGAAGUACCAUUUAUUUCAUUUUAUAGAAAAGAAUAUGUUACUGAUUUAAAUAUAAAUGAUCUUUGGAAAAUUUAUAAAUACGAUGCAAAAUGGUGUCAGUUACGUCAAAGAAAAGAAAAUUUAACAAGAUUAUUUGAAAAAAUGAGAGAUUAUCAACUUGAUCAAAUGAUGAAAAAUCCUGAUGCUCCAUUACCAGAUAAUAUUAGAGUUAUAAAAGAUGAUGAUAUUGAACGUUUAAAAAAUGUUCAAACAAAUGAAGAAUUAAAUGAUGUUCAUCAACAUUUUAUGUUGUAUUAUAGUCAUGAUAUUCCAGCAAUGCAAGAAUCAGUAAGACAAAAAGAAAAAGAACAAAAAAAACAAGAAAAAAUACAAAAAAGACAACAAGCAAUAUUAGAAGCUGAAGAAAAUGGUGAAGAACCACCACCAGAAGAUCCUCUUGAUGCUGAUGAUAAUGAAGAACAAGGUGAAACAUUAAAACAAGCAAUUCGUACUGGACCAUAUAUAUUAUGUAGAAAAGCUGGUCUUGAUUCAUUUGCUAAAAAAUUUGGUUUAACACCAGAACAUUUUGCUGAAAAUUUACGUGAUAAUUAUCAACGUCAUGAAGUUGAUCAAGAACCAAUUGAGCCACUUAUUGUUGCUCAAGAUUAUCUUGGUCCAGCAUUUAGUAAUCCAGAAGAAGUUCUUAAAGCUGUACAACUUAUGGUUGCAAUACAAUUAGCUCGUGAGCCACUUGUAAGAAAAAAUGUUAGAGAAAUGUAUAUGGAACGUGCUAAAAUAUCUGUUAAACCAACAAAAAUUGGAUUAAAAAUGAUUGAUGAAGCACAUCCAAUAUAUACAAUGAAAUAUCUUAGAGAUAAACCAGUACGUGAUUUAACUGGUGAUCAAUUUUUAAAAUUAUCUGUUGCUGAAGAAGAUAAAUUAAUAACAAUAACAUUAAGUGAUAUUAUUGAUGGUUUAACAAGUAAUAAUUAUGUUAAUGAAAUAAAACAAUUAUAUAUUAGAGAUGAAUUUAGUAAAAAUGUACAAGAUUGGAAUAAUUUAAGAGUUGGAAGUGUUGAAAAAGCUUUAAAUGAAAUGGUUAUUCCAAGUUUAAAAAAAGAAUUAAAAACAACAUUAAUUGCUGAAGCAAAAGAUUCAGUUAUGAAAGCUUGUUGUAGAAAAUUAUAUAAUUGGAUUAAAAUAGCACCAUAUACAUGUGAAUGUCCUGAUUUAGAUGAUGAUGAAUGGGAUACAAGUAAAGGUUUAAGAAUAAUGGCUAUUUCAUAUGUACCAGAUUAUACACAAGCAGCAUUUAUGUGUAUUAUAUCACCAGAUGGUGAAUGUACAGAUUAUUUAAGACUUCCAAAUUUAUUAAAAAGAGAAAAUAGCUUUAGAAAAGAUGAAAAAAAAUUAAAAGAAGCUGAUCUUUUAUCAAUUAGAAAUUUUAUGUCAAAUAAAAAACCACAUGGUGUUGUUAUUGGUGGUGAAUCAAGAGAAGCACUUAUGAUUGCUGCUGAUAUAACAAAAUGUAUUGCAACACUUGCUGAAGAUGAAGGUUUUCCACCAAUUAAAGUUGAAAUAUGUGAUAAUCAUCUUGCUAAAGUAUAUGCUAAUAGUAAUAAAGGAAUGACGGAAUUUCGUGAUUAUCCAGAAUUAUUACGUGAAGCAAUAUCACUUGCACGACGUUUACAAGAUCCACUUGUUGAAUUUUCACAACUUUGUACACCUGAUGAAGAAAUUUUAUGUUUACGUUAUCAUCCUUUACAAAAUUAUUUAGCAAAAGAAGAGUUGUUAGAAAAUUUAUAUCUUGAAUUUGUAAAUCGUGUUAAUGAAGUUGGUGUUGAUAUUAACAAAGCUGUACAACAAUCAUAUUCUGGUAAUUUAUUACAAUUUGUAUGUGGUUUAGGACCAAGAAAAGCUGCAGCAUUUAUUAAAAUGCUUAAACAAUCAAAUCAUCGUCUUGAAAAUCGUACACAGUUAGUUACAUUUUGUCAUAUGGGUCCAAAAUUAUUUAUAAAUUGUGCUGGUUUUAUUAAAAUUGAUACAAAUAGUCUUGGUGAUAGUACAGAGGCAUAUGUUGAAGUAUUAGAUGGUUCACGUGUACAUCCUGAAACUUAUGAAUGGGCAAGAAAAAUGGCUGUUGAUGCACUUGAAUAUAAUGAUGAAGAUGCAGCUGGUGCAUUAGAAGAAAUAUUAAAUGCACCAAAAAGACUAAAAGAUCUUGAUCUUGAUGCAUUUGCUGAAGAAUUAGAACGUCAAGGUUUUGGUAAUAAAUGUGUUACACUUUAUGAUAUUAGAUCUGAAUUAAAUUGUCGUUAUAAAGAUCUUCGUACACCAUAUCAAUCACCAAGUCCAGAAAAAUUAUUUGAUAUAUUAACAAAAGAAACACCAGAAACAUUUUACAUUGGUAAAAGAAUUGAGGCUGUUGUUAUUGGUAUUAGUAGAAGAAGACCACAAGGUGAACAAUUAGAUGAAACAACACCAGUUAAAAAUGAUAAUACUGGUCUUUGGCAAUGUCCAUUUUGUCUUAAAAAAGAUUUUUCUGAAUUAUCUGAUGUAUGGAAUCAUUUUGAUAAUGGUUCAUGUCCAGGAAAAGCUAUUGGUAUAAAGCUUAAAUUAGAUAAUGGUAUAUCUGGUUUUAUACAUAUUAAAAAUUUAUCAGAUAAACAUGUUACUGAUCCAGAAGAACGUGUUAGAAUUGGACAAACAGUACAUUGUCGUAUUAUUAAAAUUGAAGUUGAUAGAUUUAGUGUUGAUUGUACAAGUAAAAGUAAUGAUCUUAUGGAUGUUAAUCAUGAAUGGCGUCCACAAAAAGAUCCAUUUUAUGAUAAUGAACAAGAACAAAAAGAUUUAGCAUAUGAUGAAAAUGGAAAAAAGAAAAAAAAUACACAAACUUAUCUUACAAGAGUUAUAACAAAUAGUUAUUUUAAAAAUAUUGAUUAUUCAGAAGCUGAAAAAAUUAUGAAACAUGAAGAUACAAAACAAGGUGAUGCUAUUAUACGUCCAAGUCGUAAAGGUACUGAUCAUUUAACAGUAACAUGGAAAGUAACUGAUGGAAUAUUUCAACAUAUUGAUGUUAAAGAAGAAGAUAAACCAAAUGAUUUUUCAUUAGGUAAAAGAUUGUAUAUUAAAUCAAUUCAAUUUGAUGAUCUUGAUGAAAUUAUUGCAAAUUAUAUUAAUCCAAUGGCAUCAAAUGUUAUGGAAAUACUUGAUUAUAAAUAUUAUAAACCAGAUGUACUUGGUGAUAAAUUAAAAGCUGAAGAAAUAUUAAAAAUUCAAAAACAUGAUAAUCCAAAUAGUAUACCAUACAUUGUAUCAGCAUCAAAAAAAGCACCUGGUAAUUUUUUAUUAUCAUAUUUACCACGUGUACAAGUUAAACAUGAAUAUAUACAAGUAACACCAGCUGAUUUUCAGUAUCGUUUUAAAAAAUUUAAAUCAUUUAAUGCAUUAAUUAAUUGGUUUAAAUUAAAUUUCCGUGAAGCAAUACCUGGUCAAGCAACACCAAGUACAUCAAGAACACCAUAUCAUACAACACCAGGUAUGCCAAGUGGUAUGAAUCAUCAAGAAGAAGCUAUUCAUCGUGUUGCACAAAAUUUACCACAUCAUAUGUUACAUUCAUUAUCACAAGUUGCUAAUCAUACACCACAUCAUUAUCCACCACAUACACCUAGUGCUGUAACUGGUGCUAGUGGUUAUGGUAAUGCAUAUCCACCAACAACACCAUAUACACCAUCUGGUCAAACACCAUUUAUGACACCUUAUCAAACACCACAUCAUGCUCAACCAACACCACGUUAUGGUCAACAAACACCAAAUAAUCAUUCAUUUGCACAUCCACCUGCACCUAGUCAUCGUCGUAGUUCACAUCAUCAUGGUAAAUCAUCAUCUUCCAAUGAUCAAGAUAAUACAGACUGGGAAAAAGCUGCAGUUGCAUGGGCAAGUCAAGUAUCAGCACCACGUGGAUCAAAUACAACACCGCGUUAUGAAGAAUCAAGAAAAACACCAAGAAGUUAUCAUGAAUUUAGUAGUGGUAGACAAACACCAAGAAGCUCUGGUCCAUCUGCACGUACACCAGCUUAUAAAUCACCAAGAGGUACACCUCAUACUAAUUCAAGUCCUCGAAGUAUGUCAUUGUCUGGUGAUGGUACACCAUUGUACGAUGAAAGUUGAUAAAAUCAAUUUAAUUAAUUAAUAGCUAAUAAUUAUUAUUAUUAGUUAGUACUAAUUAAUAUUAAUAAAAUAAUAAUAAAAAUUAAUUAAUUCAUC
Aphidius gifuensis is the source of this 6049-nucleotide messenger RNA. It is a transcript of the gene Spt6, whose product is annotated as transcription elongation factor SPT6. Gene Ontology annotation, biological process: positive regulation of transcription elongation by RNA polymerase II; mRNA transcription by RNA polymerase II; transcription elongation-coupled chromatin remodeling. The transcript is spliced from 4 exons. Gene Ontology annotation, cellular component: transcription elongation factor complex. The record is from RefSeq and is a predicted model, not a curated record. Gene Ontology annotation, molecular function: histone binding; DNA binding; nucleosome binding. The coding region runs from base 722 to 5953 and encodes 1743 amino acids. NCBI's taxonomy places the organism in Eukaryota, Metazoa, Arthropoda, Insecta, Hymenoptera, Braconidae.